Molecule: messenger RNA, 1603 nt
Organism: Drosophila persimilis
Lineage: Eukaryota; Metazoa; Arthropoda; Insecta; Diptera; Drosophilidae
Gene: eas
Product: ethanolamine kinase
Exons: 4
Coding region: 16-1563 (515 amino acids)
Biological process (GO): phosphatidylethanolamine biosynthetic process
Cellular component (GO): cytoplasm
Molecular function (GO): ethanolamine kinase activity
Source: RefSeq, a predicted model, not a curated record
AUACCGAAUGAUAGAAUGGGCACAGAAACCAAGAGCAACAGUUACACAGGACAGAUUUCAACAAGUGGCGGCAAUCCAAAAGUGAUGAAAGAUUCUUUAUCCUUAGUUCGUCAAACGGUCAAUCAGCAAUCGCAAUCGAAUCAAAAUCAAUAUCAAAACGAUAACGAUAACGAUAACCAUUUGAAUUCAAAUUCGUAUUCAAACGCAACCAAAAACCAGCCAGAGACAAACAACUCGAACUCGGAGCAGAACAGCACGUCGUUGACCAAAGAAUCAAAGAAGAUUAUCGUACCCUUUGUGCCCAUAUUUGUCGAGGAGGCCGAUGUAAUUCAAGGUGCCAAGGAGCUAUUGAAGGUUAUACGACCGAACUGGGAUCUCGCCUACGUUGAGUUUAAGAGUUUUACCGAUGGCAUCACAAACAAACUGGUUGGAUGUUUCCACAAACCAGCAACCAAACUGAAGAAGGACGAUGAGAACGAUGUGGACACCGACGACAAACAGCAAGAACCAUAUGUGCCCCCAAUCAAAGUUGAGGAGCCACCAGUGCAGGAGGACGAGGAGGAGGAGUUUACGGCAAAUGGGGAAACAGAUGGCCUACCUCUACAGUACUCCGAUAACGUAGUCCUGGUCAGGGUUUAUGGAAACAAAACAGACCUACUGAUCGAUCGGAAAGCUGAAACGCAAAAUUUUCUACUAUUGCAUACAUAUGGACUAGCGCCAUCGCUAUAUGCAACGUUCAAGAAUGGCCUCGUCUACGAAUACGUACCUGGUACCACCUUAAAUACUGAAAGUGUUCUUUGUCCAGAGAUUUGGCCAUUGGUUGCUCGUCGUAUGGCUGAAAUGCAUCGUAAGGUUAGGAAGAAUGUGGGAGAUAUUAUUGGAGGAGGUGCUACAGCGGCGGUUGCUACGAGUGCGGAUACGAAUGUGGAUGCAGUAAAGCCAUUGCCAAUGAUAUGGACGAAAACGCAAAGCUUUCUUGAUUUAGUACCUGAACGUUUUAGUGAUGCUGAGAAACACAAAAGAGUGAAAGGAACAUUUCUACCAAUUGGUCGACUGCGUGAGGAAUUCAACAGCUUGUACAAAUAUCUGGUGGCAUUAGACAGUCCAAUUGUUUUCUCACACAACGACCUACUGCUGGGCAAUGUCGUCUACACGAAAAGCAUGAAGACGGUUAACUUUAUUGACUACGAGUACGCCGAUUACAAUUUUCAGGCAUUCGACAUUGGCAAUCAUUUUGCGGAAAUGUGCGGUGUCGACGAGGUGGACUAUACGCGCUAUCCCAAGCGCGAGUUUCAAUUGCAAUGGCUGCGCGUCUACCUCGAGGAAUAUCUGCAGCGUACGAAUAUACAGAGCGCCGAGGUUGAUUGGCUCUACGUGCAGGUCAAUCAGUUUGCUUUAGCAUCGCAUAUCUUCUGGACAGUGUGGUCCCUAUUACAAGCCGAGCAUUCCACUAUCGAUUUCGAUUAUGUAGGCUAUGCGUUUCUUCGUUACAAUGAAUACUUGGCCAGGAAGGAGGAGUUUUUAUCAUUGACUGCUGCUGCAUCACAGAAGAACAAUAAAUGAGUUCUCUCUCUCUCCCUCUUGCUAUUCGGAGAAACUAUAU